GCCGGUUUCUCCUCCCGCGUCGUUCCUCGGAAAGCCCCGCGGCCUGCUGAGGGCCCCCAAAAGCCGAAAACAACGAACAAAACCACCCGUCUUGAUUUUGUCAUGACUCGAGUGGCGCCCGGGUAAUUCGCGCCCGACAAGCUCGAGGGGCCGCGCGGAGAAGGCCUUCUCAGAAAGCGGCGGGACUUCUCAGAAGCCCUCGCGACUGCUGAGAAGCUUAUGGGCACCCACACCAACACAAAGGCCGCUCCUAGCGGCGCGGCAGCAGGCUGCCCGCCGCGGCCAACAGCGCCAGGGCUGCGCAGUGCCGGCCGCACCACGGGUGGCCUGGGCGCGCGCUGCUCACGAGAUCGACGUAGCUGUUCCAGCCCUGCUCGAUCUUGCACGUACCAAUCCGCGUCUUCGCUGCAUGUGGUCGUCGUCUUCGACGUCGCGGUCGUGAGCGUCGUGGUCGGGCACCCGAAGGACGGGCAGCCCCCGCCGCAGACGCAGCAAUGGUCGGACACCGUGCCGUGCCCCCAGUCCAUCAGGGCGUACGUCAUGCACCAGCUGUCGCCCUUGCUCUCCCGGUUCGCGUAGACGGAGCAGGGAUUGCCCCCGCCCUGCAAGUCCGAAACCGUCCGUCCACGGCGCCGCGCCCGAGUCGAUCGUCCCGUCCGCCAGGCGGUCCACGCACAGGGCCUCCCCGUCGUGGUUCGCAAGGCCGCCAUGCCAUCUCGCGUAGGACCCGCUUCGGAUCGUCGCUCGUGUGCAGUGCUCUCAUCACUCAUCACUCUCUCCUGCGGCGCGCGGGGCCUCGCGGGCGCCUGGGGGCUCUCGGGC
Messenger RNA from Prorocentrum cordatum, 822 nucleotides. Lineage: Eukaryota; Dinophyceae; Prorocentrales; Prorocentraceae. The record is from the annotation of a GenBank genome assembly.